This is a messenger RNA of Lactuca saligna, 756 nucleotides long. Lineage: Eukaryota; Viridiplantae; Streptophyta; Magnoliopsida; Asterales; Asteraceae. The record is from the annotation of a GenBank genome assembly.
AUGGACGGUUGUAGUGCUACACAAGAGAUGGUGGCCGGAGGCGGAGUAGCUGGAACGCCGGUUGCCUGCAGGUGGAAUCCGACGAAGGAACAGAUAAGCAUGCUGGAGACUUUGUAUGGACAAGGGCUAAGGACACCGACGGCGGAGCAGAUUCAGGAGAUAACCAGAAGGCUGCAAACGUAUGGACACAUUGAAGGCAAAAAUGUGUUUUAUUGGUUUCAAAACCACAAAGCUAGGCAAAGGCAAAAGGAAAAACAAGAUCACCUGUCUUUAUUCCGGCAAUAUAACCACCACCACCACCACCAUCAUCAUCGCCUCUGUCAUCAGCCAUUCCUCCCUCUACCACCGUCGCCAAACGUUCUGUAUGAUACCUGUUACAUGCCACCCAGCAAUUUAGGGUUCUACACCCAGCACCCACAAGUUGCAUCACCUAGCAUCAGCAAGAAACGACCACCAAGAGCCACUAAGUCAAAAUCUCCGGGCAACGGCGGAUUCAUGUUGAAGCACCGGCCGGAAAGCUUUGUUUCUGUUUCCGGAGGGAAUAUUAACACGAUGAACAUAGAGCAAAAUGAGAUUAAUCAUUGCAAAAACCACAGUUAUCAAGAAACUUUGGAUCUUUUCCCUCUGCACCCAACUGGGAUUCUGCAAGAACGAAUGGAAACUUCAGCCACUGCUACUUGUCUUGCUUCCACUGCUUGUACGUCGAGCUCUUCUGGAAGUGCGGUUGACCGGCUAUACUUUGACUUUUUUGCUUGA